AUGGACGCUAUCAAGUCCUUCUUUGUGCACAUCCCCCAGCCGGCUCAAUGGUUCCUGGCCGGCGUGGGAGCUCUCUACAUUUCUAGCAAGGUUCUUGCCUAUGUCGACAUCCUCGUGAAGCUAUUUGUCCUCAGCGGCACCAACCUCCGCAAGUAUGGCAAGAAGGGCACCUGGGCCGUCGUCACCGGCGCCUCGGAUGGCCUGGGCAAGGAAUUCGCGACGCAGCUGGCCGCCAAGGGCUUCAACCUCGUCCUCGUCUCCCGCACCCGCGCCAAGCUCGAAACGCUCUCCAAGGACCUCGAGCAGAAGUUUGCGGGCCAGGGCCUGCAGACCAAGAUCCUCGCCAUGGACUACACGCAGGACAACGACGCCGACUACGAGGCCCUGGGCAAGCUGAUCGACGGCCUCGACGUCGGCAUCCUGAUCAACAACGUGGGCCAGAGCCACAGCAUCCCCGUCUCCUUCCUCGAAACGCCUCGCGACGAGCUCCAGAACAUCGUGACCAUCAACUGCCUCGGCACGCUCAAGACGACAAAGGUCGUCGCCCCGGGCAUGGUGCAGCGCCGGCGCGGCCUGAUCCUGACCAUGGGCUCCUUCGCCGGCUGGAUGCCGACGCCCUUCCUGGCCACCUACAGCGGCAGCAAGGCCUUCCUGCAGCACUGGAACAGCUCCCUGGCCGCCGAGCUCAAGCCCUCGGGCGUCGACGCCUACCUCGUCAUCAGCUACCUCGUCGUCUCGGCCAUGAGCAAGGUCCGCCGCCCGAGCCUGCUCAUCCCGCUGCCCAAGCCCUUCGUGCGGUCCGCGCUCGGCAAGAUCGGCUGCGCGUCGCAGGCCGUCGCCUACACCUACACGCCCUACUGGAGCCACGCGCUCUUCCAGUGGGUCGUCGAGAACACCAUCGGCGCCGGGCACUGGUUCGGCAUCAAGACGAACCUGGACAUGCACAAGGACAUCCGGCGGCGGGCUCUGCGCAAGGCCGAGCGCGAGGCCAAGAAGCAGUGA
Thyridium curvatum is the source of this 1002-nucleotide messenger RNA. RefSeq lists its product as uncharacterized. Bases 1 to 1002 code for a protein of 333 amino acids. Gene Ontology annotation, molecular function: ketoreductase activity. The record is from RefSeq and is a predicted model, not a curated record. Lineage: Eukaryota; Fungi; Ascomycota; Sordariomycetes; Thyridiales; Thyridiaceae. The transcript has 2 exons. Gene Ontology annotation, cellular component: endoplasmic reticulum. Gene Ontology annotation, biological process: fatty acid elongation.